GGCCUGUCUCCCGUCCUGGUUAAUGUUAUUCCCAGCAGUAAGAACCAGGAGCACGGCGCCAAACAACAACACUGGCGUCCACGACCCGCUGCCCCAGUACAUCAUCCCGGUCGGACUGAUCCCCAUUCAGAGUGGAGGAGAAACGCCAAACAACCAAAUCGCAAAACUACUGCCCUCUACUGGUGCAGGUGAGAGAAGACGCUAGACUCAAAAUCCGAAGAAUGUAUUCUGAAUGUGAGAUAAACUUUAACUUGCAUAUAUAUAUAUAUGAUAAAUAUAACUGAGUGUGUUGAGUGAUCUAUUAAUACCGACCAACCAAAAAUGACAAAUAAUUUGUAGAGCACAACAUAUAAAAUGAGCGAAAUGAUUUAUACGGCCUUUUCACUAGUCACUUUUAAUCCCUGCCUGAUGUUCCGUGGGCACAUGGAGGUGGCUUUUGUAUAGCAUCUGCCUGGCCCAUGACAUUGUAUCUGUGAGGCACACACUGGUUGUGUUCUAUACUCAUUUAAAGUGCAAUAAUAACCACUCUUCUUUCUCUCCACAGAUGAAGCUUCGACAUUGGCCUGCCGUCAGAUUUAAUUUUUAGAUGCUGCCCAUGUGGCAGUUGGGUUAAAUUUUACUAAACACUCUAAAUCUCGACCCUCCAUAACUCUACUUGCUUAUACGAUAAUAUGAUAAAAAUAGAAACGUGCUUUGUUUACGUUGACGUUGAUACUUUGAUUUGAUUGGUGUGAAGCCAAGGGCCCGAUGGCUUCCCUUGGAACCCUGCUGACUAAUCACAGGAGGGCAGUGUCAUGACGAGACUCAUAGAGAGAUCAUCGAACAGCGACGAUGGACAGGAAGACAUUGUUUUCUUUGCAGACUCAAUUGACCCCUGCUUCCAACAUGAUGGCCGACAGGGAGUUCUUCACCGAGGUGACCAGGCUCGUCCCCGCCCCCCCUACUGAGGCCAAACCACCGGGCCUUAACCCCCGCUACCCUCGUGGGUCUAGGCUGCCCCGGUUGGCUGCCCCAGCUGGUGGCAGCAACGAGAGGCUCGUCCUCCGCCCCCCUACUGAGGCCAAGCCGCCGGGCCAUAGCCCCCGCUACCCUCGUGGGUCUAGGCUGCCCCGGUUGGCAGCCCCAGCUGGGGGCAGCAACGAGAGGAUCAACCUCCGCCCCCCUACUGAGGCCAAGCCACCGGGCCAUAGCCCCCGCUACCCUCGUGGGUCUAGGCUGCCCCGGUUGGCUGCCCCAGCUGGGGGCAGCAACGAGAGGAUCGUCCUCCGCCCCCCUACUGAGGCCAAGCCACCGGGCCAUAACCCCAGCUACCCUCGUGGGUCUAGGCUGCCCCGGUUGGCUGCCCCAGCUGGGGGAAGCAACGAGAGGAUCGUCCUCCGCCCCCCUACUGAGGCCAAGCCACCGGGCCAUAACCCCAGCUACCCUCGUGGGUCUAGGCUGCCCCGGUUGGCUGCCCCAGCUGGGGGCAGCAACGAGAGGAUCGUCCUCCGCCCCCCUACUGAGGCCAAGCCACCGGGCCAUAACCCCAGCUACCCUCGUGGGUCUAGGCUGCCCCGGUUGGCUGUGGCUGAGGAGGCUGACGGCCAGGAAGCCUGGAUCACGGCGGCCCACUCCGACACCGUGUCCCCCCGUGCACUGGCUCUGGGUGCCGCCUCGAGCCAGGAGACUUCCCCGGGCCAAACCCCCCCAGAAGUGGCUGACCCUGACCACCAUCGUGGGGUUAGGCUGCCCCGGUUGGCUGCCCCAGCCGCUGGCGCCAACGACAGGAUCGUCCUCCGCCCCCCUACUGAGGCCAAGCCACCGGGCCAUAACCCCAGCUACCCUCGUGGGGCUAGGCUGCCCUGGUUGGCUGCCCCAGCUGGUGGCAGCAACGAGAGGAUCGUCCUCCUCCCCCCUACUGAAGCCAAGACACCGGGCCAUAACCCCCGCUACCCUCAUGGGGUUAGGCUGCCCCGGUUGGCUGAGGCUGACGGCCAGGAAGCCUGGAUCACGGCGGCCCGCUCCGACACCUUGUCCCCCCGUGCACUGGCUCUGGGUGCCGCCUCGAGCCAGGACACUUCCCCGGGCCAAACCCCCCCAGUGGAUCCAACAGGUCCUCUGCUGGCCGCCCCACUGAGCCGCCGUCGGGCGCUCGGAGGCGCCGAGGCGGACCUCCCUGGGACGGAGCACUCCCAGUCCGGUCACGGCCAGAGGUCCCAGGCCCCAGGCAGCCCGCCGGCCUCUGAUGUUCCUGAAGGCGUGGUGGGCAGAGGUAAGUACUCGUUCAGCCCGUUUCCCCCUGUGCAGGAGCCUCUGAGGAACGUCAGGAUCCAGCAGGAGAAGCUCCGGGGCCAGCCCCCCCACCAGGCAGGGGAAGAGGCCGGGCCCUCUGGGAAGCAGCAAAAAAACGGGGGCCGCUGUUUCCCCAACCAGAGCCUGACCGCUGAGCCCAAGCUGGAGGAGAAGCUGUUGGAUAGCAGAGAUGAGCCGGCCCAGGGCUCCCUCAGCGGCCCCCAGCGAGACCCAGCAGAGCCCCCCAGGCCCCGCCCCUUUGCCAAACCUGAGCUGGCCAUGACACAGAGCCUCACUCUCAUCAGCUCAGAGAACUGGGAGGAGAAGACUGAAGGGCUCAUGGUGCUGCGCAGUCUGGCCCAGAACCACGGGGACACUCUGCGCCCCAGGCUCCGCGACGUCUGCCUCGCCCUCGUUCAAGAGGUGAAGAACCUGCGUUCGGGCGUGUCCCGCGUAGCCGUGUGCACGCUUGGCGUCCUGUACUGCCACCUGCAGCGGGACAUGGACAAGGAGGUGGACACCACGGCCAGGGCGCUGCUGCACAAGGUGGCCGAGAGCAACGCCUUCAUGCGGCAGGAAGUGGACGCGGCGCUGGGCCACAUGGUGCGUCACUGCACGCCGGCACGCUGCAUCAACGCCUUCCUGGACGGGGGUUUGAGCCACCUGAGCGCGGUGGUGAGGAAGUGCGCCGCCCAGCACCUGGCCGACCUGCUGGAGAGGGUGGGCGUGGCCCGCCUGCUGUCCGGAGGGAAGGACGUGACGGACAGAAUCCUCCCGGCCGUGGUCAAGCUGGCCCUGGACUCCUCCCAGGGACCCAGGUCCUUUGGCCGCCGGAUGUUGCUGUUCCUGUCCUCCCACCAGGACUUUGAUAGCAUGCUGGUGAAGUACAUCCCCACCAAGGACCUUUCCGCCGCCCGCAAGACGGUCAGCGGACUCAAGGCAAAGGGUCAGGGUCAGGGUCUGGGUGAGACGCCCCAGACCCCACCCUCGCUUCCCGGCAGUGGCACCGUCAGGGCCUCGACGCUCAAAAGGAAGCUCCCGAAACCGACCAUAGCCCCCAGCCCCGCCACCACCACCGCCACCCCGACCAACACCUCCACCACCACCCCCAGGGAGCCCAACAGCAAGUACAGCUCCAAACCUCUGGGUCACAUAAUCGAAGACCAGGCUGAGUACAUCAGGCAGCUCACCGCUCUGCUGGAGUCCAAGGAGUUCAGGGAGCGCAUCAAAGGCCUCGACCAGCUGGUGGCCGACUGCCAGGACAACCCCAGCAUGGUCAUCCGCAGCCUGUUCCCGGUGUUCGACGCCUUCAGAGACCGCCUGCAGGAGUCCAACCGUAAGGUGAACCUGUACGCCUUGGAGGCCCUGCAGGAGAUGGUGCGCCUGCUGAAGGACGACCUGUCCGGGGUUCUCAACCACCUGGUGCCCGCCAUUGUGGACAACCACCUCAACUCCAAAAACCGCGCUGUGUACUCGGCCGCCACAGGGGCCCUCUGCGAGCUGGUGCUGAACCUCGACAGCAGCCUCCUCCUGGAGCCGUUCUGCUUCAAGGCACGGGCUCUUAGCGGCCAAGCAAAGGUGGAUCUGAUCGGGAAGGUUGCAGAGCUGGUGACGGAGCUGUACCCCCGCCGGCCCCAGCUGGUGGAGCAGAAGGCGCUGCCCCUGCUGUGGUGCCUGCUGGGCCCGUCCAGCGGCAGCGUGCACCGGGCGACCACCAGCCUGUGCCGAGCCCUCCACCAUCAGAUGGGGCCCGGCCUGCGGCAGAGCGCCGCCUCCCAGCCCCCGAGCGUCGGCAGGGACCUCAACCAGCUGCUGAGAACCAUGUCCUGAAUAAAAAAUGAUGUAAGGACGGGAACGAGAAGAGUCACUGCCCCCGAGCGUCGGCGGGGACCUCAACCAGCUGCUGAGAACCAUGUCCUGAAUAAAAAAUGACGUAAGGACGGGAACAAGAAGACUCACUGCUCUCUUUGCACUUUUACAGAAAAAAAAAUAUUUCCACUAUAAAAUGAUGCAGAAACGCCCCUGAACGUAACCACAGCUAUGACACCAUCCUUGAGUGGCCAAGAUAAUACUUCAAUUUCUGGAGUCAAUGUGGGCGGCUGGAUGUCAAGAUCGCUCCGUGCUUGGAGGUAGAGGUCGAUUUUUGCACCCUUCAGAUUCAAGGCCACUAUACAGACGCGGUCUAUAAUGCAGGCAGAGCAUCGGCGACUGAGGACAAUGAAUUUGCGGGUCUCUGACUAAAUCAUCAAAUCCAACAUGGAAACAAACAUGUUGAGGUUCUUUGCCAGGAACAUUCUGGGCGCACCAGAGUGUUCAUGUUGCAAGAGUUCUGGAGCAGGACCCAUUGCCACUCUGUUCGCCAGUUACUAAAACAAUAGUUCCCUGUACUGGCAGAGAAAAACUGGAACAAAAAACAGCUGAUAAAAAAAAGGGAUAAAUACGACCAGGAAACUGGGAGAAUAUAAACAGACCCGAGAACCAGAAAUGUCAGGCGUGGUAACAGGACAGGCGCUUCCAGAGGCUCCUACCUACAGACCAUCUGAGAAAAAAAACAUGAAAGGGCCAACUUAAAUCGAAAAGGGAAACACAGGUGAACAAAUUAAGUAAUUUAAACAGGUGGAGACAAUUCAGGGUAACAAUUCUACAGGAGAGGGAGAAGCAGGACAUCUACAUGACAAGCAACAUCAGAACAGAAUUUGAGGUUGGCAAUAGCUUGUCUGCAUAUUUACUUUAAAUUCACUUUGUUUGUUUUAUUCCCCCGGGAAAAAGAGUACCAAUCUAAUCGAUCGGUACUCAACACCAAGUCAUACAGUAAUUCAAUGAUGGUUGAGACACAAUCUGUCUUUUUUCUUCCCAAAUAUAUACAGUACAUGCUGGGAUAGCAGAGAGGCUCACAAGUCAUUUCCUGCGAGUUCAAGUAGAGCUUCAAGUCUCAAGUCACGUAUUUCACACUCGGCCUGGCCGUCGUGGCCCCUCUGUCUGGCCUUGAUGCCCUUCUGAAAUUCAUAUGCCCAUCGGCCCCUCGGGCCCCGCACUCUGCCUGUUUUUUUUUUUUUCAUUCCCCGGCCCUGUCCCUCUUCUAGGGCUGGUGACUGUAACCCGGUAUUAAACGGAAUUAUUACAGCAUGGAUCAGCUCGACGUACCCAGUUGUUGCUGUCGGUAUUUGAGAAAUUAAGGACAAACAUAUUUUAUUUUAAUUUAGGAGAGAUAAACAUUGCUUUAGUUAUAUAACUUUCAUUAGGAAAGUCAAACUAUGGGAGGGGAUAUGUGAGGAUGUUUCCCACGCUUGAUGCCUAUCUUGGUACCACUGAUGAAGGUAGAUCGGUCCAAUUUGACAAUGAUUUCAACCAGUUCCCUUAUAUUGAGGCAAAGUCUGGAUUGGGUAAGGAACCCAUAAAGUGGGAAUGAAAGCAGCACGCUUCCUGCUAAAUCGCAGGCAAAUCUGAUGGAUUUGUCCUCUGACCAUGGGCUAAAGAUGGCACAUACGGAAAGGUCAUUGAGCUGGGAAAACGUGCACUGCAUGACCUUUGGCCUUUUGGAUCUACUUAUGUGUGAAUUGACGUUCUCAGCUUUGACUCUCAUCAAGACCAAGCAGAGCAGGCUGAAUGUGGAGAAAGGACUGGUGAGAGCUUGAGCCACACUGCCUCCAGAAUGAUCAAAGCUUAGUGAAGACAAAGCAGCUCAAGUGUCUCAUUAACUCAAGAUACUGAUUAAAGGAGUUGAAACUGAAACUGAAUCUGAAAAUAAUAUUUUCACUCAAAAUAAGUGUAAUCCGUAGUGUUGAAUGCUUAAAAUAUGAGUUCACUAGAACAAAUUGAGAAGAAUCCUCGAUAUGCAUGAAUCAGGGGUACUUCUGGCACGGCCACACGGCUCAAGGGGUACAAGACAAAAGGUGGGGGAGCACUGCUCUAGGUUAUCUCUUGUUACUAAGCUUUGGAAAAUGAAUUAGACAUUAGUGUUAUUCUCAUUAAUGUAUUCAUAUAUAAUAAAUGUUUAAACUGA
Molecule: messenger RNA, 6274 nt
Organism: Gadus morhua (Atlantic cod)
Lineage: Eukaryota; Metazoa; Chordata; Actinopteri; Gadiformes; Gadidae
Product: TOG array regulator of axonemal microtubules protein 1
Exons: 17
Coding region: 832-4101 (1089 amino acids)
Biological process (GO): microtubule cytoskeleton organization
Cellular component (GO): cytoplasmic microtubule; cilium
Molecular function (GO): microtubule binding
Source: RefSeq, a predicted model, not a curated record